Molecule: messenger RNA, 792 nt
Organism: Suillus paluster
Lineage: Eukaryota; Fungi; Basidiomycota; Agaricomycetes; Boletales; Suillaceae
Exons: 11
Coding region: 1-792 (263 amino acids)
Source: RefSeq, a predicted model, not a curated record
AUGCUCCAACAGCUGUCAUGCUGUGGUCUGCAGUUUAGUCACAUGCUGUCAUGGUGGCAACAUUUUGGUGGAGAUGAUAGGGGUCUGAGGGUCCCUGUCACAAUGUAUUGUCAAUGUGAUCUUAUGUUUGCCAUGGUCCGAAGUGUCUCCCAUGAUGAGGUCAUCACAAGCCAAAUAAGUUUCAUAAAGUUUCAUAAGGACAGUAGCAAACUUACAGCUGCCAUAGUGGUGCAGAGGGCUUUAAUUGAGGCUUUGAUGCUACAUUUUUCACCCAUUUUCCUACUCCUGCUCCCUCUGAAGGAGCCAAGGACCCAGAUGUGGCACUACAUGUCAGUGAGCUUUGCUGGGGCAUGUUGCGGGCCAAGCCAUGACAGUGGGGUGUUGUCUUGGAGUGAAGUAGAUGCUGGUAGAAAAGAGGCGAACAAACCAGCAUCAGUAGGCCCGUUUGUCCCUUUCCAAACUGCAACUGCGUCUUCAAAAACAAGUCCGGCCUCACUCAACACACACACAGGAAGCAUGCACUACCUCCACAAAUUUGGUCCUGGAUUUAUACCUGCAAGGGAACAUUCUCCCACUCCAGCAGCAGACCAGCAGCAGAAUCCAGGGUUUGUGCCUGAGGAAGGUACUUGGGUGGAUAUGGGGCAUUUAUUCCGCACUUUCCAUCUGCACAUGACAGGACUUAAAUGCAAUGCUAAUGGCACAUUCAUUGACUGGGAUGCACCUCCAUCACCUCAUAUGGAUGCCCCACCGACUGACUGGACACCUUAUAAUAAUUGGGUGGAAUCAUGUUAA